UGUCCAUGUGGAUGUUGCGAACUGUCAACAUUGCCUUACUAACAUCUCCAAGAGGAGAAGACGCCUUCUUUGCGUAAUCUCUCUUAUCCCUUUGGACUCUACACUAAUCAUCAUGAAGGUUGUCGGAUCUACCUGCGCCCUGAAGAGCAAGGUCGGCGGUGAGGACAUGGUGCGCUGCCUGUCCGACCAGAGCCUGACCAUCUCCAAGUGCAAGAUCCCGCUGCUGGAUGAGCAGAUGAGCGUCUUCCUUCAGGACAUGAACAGCUGCUACAGCAAGCUGAAGGAACUUGUGCCCACUCUGCCCACCAACAAGAAGGCCAGCAAAGUGGAGAUCCUGCAGCAUGUCAUUGACUACAUCUGGGACCUGCAGGUCGAGCUGGAUGAGCCGGAGAAGAGUCGCCAACUCUCCACCGGCACCGUCCCUCGCACGCCGCUGACCACCCUGAACGCAGAGCUCGCCAGCAUCACAGUAGAGAAUGGAUGCUCGGAUGACAGGAUAAUGUGCCGUUAAGAGGUCGUGGAGCGUCGCACCAUCACUCUGCAACGAGCACCGCAAAGAACAAACAAGGCUACCUGAUGUGAUUCUCCAACACAUCAUUAAAAAAACCUUGAACUGAGUAGGGACGUUUCAAACUCCCAAUGCUAGAAAACGUGGACAUCCUCCGGCAGUGAGGAUCUCUGUCACUCAGAGCUCUCGAUUCAUCAGAGGGCCCCGAGAGAAGAAGAAGAAGACCGCUGGUGUCCAGAAAUAGACUGGGUUAGCCGGGGACCAAGACAAGUUCAGCAGCGAGAAUCACUUGUUGCUCGUAGAGUUUUUAAAGAAAGCUAAUUUCUGUUACACUCUUUGUAUCUUGUAAACCAUAUAGAAAAAUCGGAAAAGAUUAAAUCUCUCAGAUUCCUGAGCGACAAACUGUAUUGUAUAUUACAAUGCCAUAUUAUGUGAAGAUAUUGUUUUCUUACAAUGUACCUUAUUGGUGUUUUUAUUAAAACAAGACAAUUAUUUUUCAA
Messenger RNA from Cheilinus undulatus (humphead wrasse), 1008 nucleotides. RefSeq names its product inhibitor of DNA binding 1, HLH protein (gene id1). Bases 113 to 511 code for a protein of 132 amino acids. Gene Ontology annotation, molecular function: transcription regulator activity; protein dimerization activity. Gene Ontology annotation, biological process: negative regulation of transcription by RNA polymerase II; circadian regulation of gene expression; cell differentiation. The transcript has 2 exons. Gene Ontology annotation, cellular component: nucleus; cytoplasm. NCBI's taxonomy places the organism in Eukaryota, Metazoa, Chordata, Actinopteri, Labriformes, Labridae. The record is from RefSeq and is a predicted model, not a curated record.